AUGGCCACAACUCUGACCCAGACUAUCCCCUCGACCAUCAGAGUGACUGCAGACACUCCCAAGUCUGUAUCUCCAGAGCUGCCACUCGAUCUGUCCAAAUACCCCAAACUCUCUCCACAGCAGGUCGGUCAUCUACGACACUUCCAUAACCUUGCAUUUCAGCAAGAUGGAGAAUGGAAGCACAUGGGCGUUCUCGAACCCGGCCAGGAGUUCCUCGAUGCUUAUCGUUACCAGCUGGCCACCAUGAGCUACGCAGCGGCUCUUGCGCACUACCACCGCUUGCCAGCUGUGCGAACCAUAUUCAAGCCUCUGAUGCGUCAAUUGAUUCACAAGAUGCUCCGUCGUGAUGUCUGGGGCUACUGGUUCAACACCUCCCACGGUGGGAUCUUGACUGAUCCAUCCUUGACCGAACUACGGAAACCCUGGGCUGAUCCCGUGGUCAAGGAGAACAUCAUGUACAGCGGUCACUUACUACUCAUGACCAGUCUGUAUGGCAUGCUCUUCGAUGACGAUGAAUUCGAAAAGGAAGACUCGAUCGUCUUCAGAUGGGAUCCCAUCUUCUGGGGUCUUGGUGCCGAAGACUUCAAGUAUAGCAACCGGACUUUGCAGCAAACCAUCCUGGAUGAGAUGGAACGAAAUGGGUGGGUUGGUGUUUGUUGUGAACCGAAUGUUGUCUUUGUGGUCUGUAAUCAAUUUCCGCUCAUCGCCAUGCGCUACAAUGAUGUUCGCGACGGCACAAAUCGAAUGGAUGAAAUCCUCCCAAAGUACAAAGAAGGAUGGGCCAAGAAGAGGGGCAUGGUUGCCACCGAUUCCAAUCUCUUCAAUGACUGGUGGAUGGUCAAGCAAGACUUUGUCGUGCCAGCCCGAGAUCUAGCAUUCACUGCAUGGGCCGCCGCAUUCAUGAACAGCUGGAACUCGGAGCUCGUCCACAAACUCUACGAGAAACAAUCUUUCGGCUUCAUCACCCACAGCGCGACUGGAGAAACCAACAUCCAACCACCCAUCGUGGCCAAAUACAUCCGCGAGAUCUCGGCCGAAGAACCCAACACUCCAGUCACGCAGAUCCUCCCCAAAGCCGUUUCGAAAGCCCAAGCCGAAAUCGCCGCCUCCAAAGGCCCCGCAUUCCCUUACAACAAGCCCGCCCUCGGCUACGUCCUACAAUGGCAAUCCGAACUCGGGCAAACCUUCGACCUGGAGGGUCUGCUCGCGUACGCCGACAACAACCUGAACCCGCAGUGGGAAGACGGCGGGCUCUUCUACCGACGCAACGACACGGCCUUCACCUUCUCCGACCCCAACUCCACAGACGAUCAACCCAGCGUGAACUGGACAUUCAUGUCCCCGUACACGGGCAACGCCGCGAUCGGGUACUCGCGGCUCAACGUGCCCGACGGACAACGCAUCAUGUACGAGAAGCCGUGGACGGCGGCCCACCUCCAGCGCACGCCGUAUAUCGACAACCUACAUUUCGUGGGCGAGAACAAGGGCGUCAGCGUGCUGCGCGGCCUGUGGGAUGCAGACGUCAACGCCCUGCUUCUCACCGUCAAGGGCUGGGAUUAUAUCGGCAAGGGCUGUGAGGAGCACGUCGUCAUUAGUCCCAUCGCUAGGAAUCUACCUUUGGGCACCUGGGCACUAUAUGUUCAGGGGAAGCUGGUGGUCGCCAGGGAUGUCAGUGGGGAGCAAGGGGAGGGGUUCGAAGCUGCCGUGUCGGUUAGGAGGGGCGAGGAGGUCGAUGUCGUGUUUUUGAAGGUCUAA
Molecule: messenger RNA, 1755 nt
Organism: Exophiala bonariae
Lineage: Eukaryota; Fungi; Ascomycota; Eurotiomycetes; Chaetothyriales; Herpotrichiellaceae
Exons: 3
Coding region: 1-1755 (584 amino acids)
Source: RefSeq, a predicted model, not a curated record